This is a messenger RNA of Hemibagrus wyckioides, 1915 nucleotides long. RefSeq names its product secretion associated, Ras related GTPase 1B (gene sar1b). The transcript has 7 exons. Gene Ontology annotation, cellular component: COPII vesicle coat; endoplasmic reticulum exit site. Gene Ontology annotation, biological process: intracellular protein transport; vesicle organization; membrane organization. Bases 199 to 795 code for a protein of 198 amino acids. Gene Ontology annotation, molecular function: GTP binding; GTPase activity. NCBI's taxonomy places the organism in Eukaryota, Metazoa, Chordata, Actinopteri, Siluriformes, Bagridae. The record is from RefSeq and is a predicted model, not a curated record.
AAGUGUCUAGGCAGGACAUGGCCAUUGCAAGGCAGCCAUUGCUGUGUGUCGUGGCUGUGUCAGUAAUACGCAAAAGUGGCGGAGAAAAUAUUUACUACAGCCUUUCACAUUAACGGGACGAAUUUAGUGACUGAACCCCCAGUGUGACCGUCGUCUGGACAUCUACAUAUAGACACGAGGAUUUGACCCGAUCUGGAUAUGUCCUUCAUAUUUGAUUGGAUUUAUAGUGGUUUUAGUAAUGUACUGCAGUUUCUUGGACUGUAUAAAAAAACUGGUAAACUAGUAUUUCUUGGUCUGGACAAUGCUGGCAAGACCACACUUCUGCAUAUGCUUAAAGAUGAUCGACUGGGGCAACAUGUGCCAACCUUACAUCCAACUUCAGAAGAGUUGACGAUUGCUGGUAUGACCUUUACCACCUUUGACCUUGGUGGCCAUGCACAGGCUCGAAGAGUGUGGAAAAACUACCUUCCUGCAAUCAACGGCAUUGUCUUUCUCGUUGAUUGUGUAGACCACCCGAGACUGGCUGAAUCCAAAAUAGAACUUGAUGCACUACUGACAGAUGAAACUAUUGGAAAUGUGCCUAUCUUGAUUCUUGGUAACAAGAUUGAUAAGCCAGAGGCCAUAAGUGAGGAGAGACUUCGUGAAAUGUUUGGAUUGUAUGGACAGACAACUGGCAAGGGUAAUAUUCCCCUGAAAGACCUGAAUACCAGACCACUGGAAGUGUUCAUGUGCAGUGUGCUAAAGAGAGAGGGAUAUGGGGAAGGCUUCCGCUGGCUUUCACAAUACAUUGAUUAGAGGUCUGCACCAGGAACUGCACCAGAGCUGCACCAGGAACUGCCUGACCAAGUUCAAAUUUAUAUUCAGUUCUUGUUCAGCCUGCCAUCACUCUCCAAAUGAAAACAGCAGUAGUCACUCAGUACAACUUGAUUUAAAUAAACUUUUGUAGGGUAAGACAUUUAAUUCACCUUUUUUUUUUCCCCUUAAAGGUUUUCUAAGAGAAUGGUAUAUCCAAGUCUCUAUUUCAAUCCAAAUAGAUGACAGUUUUCAUGUAUUUUCUUUUUUUUCUUUUGAAUUUUUUUUAUGGAUGUAUGAAAACUGUAACUUGUGGUAUGAAACCAAAUAAUUCGAAUGGUAUUGGCAGCCCCACUUUAAGAAAAUGUUUAAAAUGUUUAAAAAUAUGUUUGCAGCUCCUGGGAAGUUAAUAGUUUUUAAUAGGAUAUAACUUUGGGAAUUUAGGUGGGAAAUCAUUGCUUUAAAGAUUUUGUAUAAUUGCAAAACUAUACAAAAAUUAUGUGGGGCUGCCAAUGCCAUUCAGAUUAUUUGCUUUCAUAUUACAUGCAGUCAUUUUGAAUGGUGUGGCUGUUUUACUUAAGUAAACAAUAAUAAAUGAAAUCAUCUCUUGUACACCUCCACAGAACCCCCCCCCCCACACACACACACACACAAAGAAAUGCCAUGUUCAAGAAAUGAACACUGAUUCUGAUCUAUGGUCUUUUUAUUCAUCUUAUGAUCUCCUCCCCAGAUAUCUUCAUUGUUCAGCAAACACAAGACUGUAAAGACUGUAUGUUGACUUUCCAUAAACUGCAGUAUAUCCAGUAUGUAACUUAAUGACCAUUAUGUAAAAUAUGUGAAUAUCAUAUGGAUUUUAUGGGUGGUUUCUUGAGUUUUGAUUUUAUCAAUAUGUAAAUCAGAAGCAAAAUGACCAAGUAUCAUACAAUCAAACAAAAUCUUAAAAAAUAAAUGCAAAAAAGGGCUACCCAAAUAACAUUUUGAACAGUUUAGAGGAGCUUCUAAAGGAGGCACAAUGACGUUUUAUUUUUAUUCUUCCUUUGUAUACUGCCCAUCAUUCCAUGAGCUGCUGCAUGUAAUGGAGAAACUCUGCAUUUAAAAAAAAUAAUAAAUAUAAAAUGGCAAA